This is a messenger RNA of Paramecium sonneborni, 804 nucleotides long. NCBI's taxonomy places the organism in Eukaryota, Ciliophora, Oligohymenophorea, Peniculida, Parameciidae. The record is from the annotation of a GenBank genome assembly.
AAUAAAUUAAUAUGACUUGGAAUAUAAGAAUUAGAAUCUUGGACUCCAUGGGGUAAUUCAGAUUUAGAUUUAGCUGGAUGGAUUAACUUAAUAUAAUUAUUUAAAAUUUGUUGUCGUUAGAGGAGCUAGACAUGUACUUUAUUCUUUAUUUAUUUCUCUAGAUGGUUCCUGAAGAUCAAAGAUAAUAUGGCUUUGAAAUGUUUGAUAGUUUCAUUUAUGAUAAUCGAUUCCCUAAAUAUUCAUGAAAUUUGUAAAUAUUAUAUUAAUUACAUAUAUCUAAUUCACCAUUUCCAUUAUUCAUCCUAUAUCUAUUAUAUUACUUUUAUAUAAUAAAUAACAAAUAAAUAAUUAUUUAUGAAUACUUGCUCAACAACAGAUUUUGAUAAAACAGCAUAGUUUUUCUUUCCGAAUUCAUUAAAUCCUACAUAUUCUCCUUAGAAAUAAUAACAAAAAUCUCUUUAAAUCAUAUGCAUUGACCCCUUUAAAAAAGGAUCUAAUACUAAUAUCAAAAUUAAAAGAACAAAUAGUUAAAUAGAACUUCCUAAAUUGUAAUUAUAUACUGAGGUUGAAUCUCCUGAUAAUCAUAACAAAAUUAGAGCAAAUUUUAUUAGAGAUUAAUUAUAUACACCUAAUGCAAGUAGAGCAGAAAGAUUCCCAUGUAAUAACAUAAAUAAAUCAAAUGAAUCUAGUCCUUAAAAAAUGUCUAGUUAAAUCAGUUUCAAUAAAUAAAAACAAACUUAAAAAUCAUUUUUAAAGUGUGGUCCUCAAUAAAAAAUAGUCACAAGAAUUUUCGGAGAAUUAUGA